UUCCCCACCCUAAAACCCUACUCUAAAUCCCUUUCCGGGCUUUUCCCCGUUUUCUCGUCUUCUCAUCUCUUCCACCUUAGUUCAAGCCAUGUACCCUGCAACUUCAACCUCCCCUUAACCUUAACAAGCGCAAUUCCAACUUCCCCUUUCACUUAUUGCCAUGUCGGCCUUAUCUAGAGGCCUCGUCCCUCGUCUCUACCAGCUCCUCACUUCCAACCCUAAGCUCACAUCAACUUCGGCAACUGCAUCAGGAGUUCCUCACACCUUCAUCUGCCUCCGGAGAUUCAGCACCCAUGAGUCGGAGGUCGUCCUCCCACCCACCCGGAUCAUCGAAGCCAAAUCCGGAAUCAUGACCCCCAUCUCCAAGCGCACUGGUGUUAUUGCCAUCAAAUGUGGAAUGACCGCUCUUUGGGAUAAAUGGGGUGCUAAGAUUCCUAUCACUAUUUUAUGGGUCGACGAUAAUAUUGUUUCUCAGGUCAAGACUGUCGAGAAAGAAGGCAUUUUUGCCCUACAGAUUGGUUGCGGGCAGAAGAAGGAAAAGCAUUUGACGAAGCCAGAAGUAGGCCAUUUUAGAGCUCAAGGUGUACCAUUGAAGAGGAAGUUGAGGGAGUUUCCUGUGACAGAAGAUGCACUUCUUCCUGUUGGUACCUCGAUCGGUGUUCGCCAUUUUGUUCCAGGGCAGUACCUUGAUGUCACAGGAAUAACGAAAGGGAAAGGUUUUCAGGGUGGAAUGAAGAGAUGGGGAUUUAAAGGAAUGCCAGCAUCUCAUGGUGCAUCACUAUCACAUCGAAGUAUUGGUUCCACGGGUCAGAGGGAUGCCCCUGGAAAGGUUUUCAAAGGCAAGAAGAUGCCUGGGCGUAUGGGUGGGAAGCAGAGAACAGUAAAAAAUGUAUGGGUCUACAGAAUAGAUCCAGCAAGGAAUUUGAUGUGGGUUAGAGGACAGGUUCCAGGUGCCACAGGGAACUUUGUGUUUGUAAAAGAUGCUUUCUAUAACAAACCUGAUGUUUCAUCACUUCCAUUCCCGACUUACUUUGCGGCAGAAGAUGAGGAUGCAACGGAAUUGGGACCUCUUACUGCUGAUCUUGGCGAUGUAGAUCCAUUCAUGUUGGCAGAUUGAUGGGGGCUUAUGGUGAUAAUUGUUAUAGAGAAACUCGUUUCUUUUUAUUUGGUAUGGUAUUGGGUUGUUCUUUCACCAGAGUUGAGGGGAUGGGACCUGGGGAGGCUCUUAGAUGGAGAUUUUAAAUCAUAAUGUUACAGGACUGAAUGAAGAUGGGAGGCAUGUAAUUUUUACAUUUUUUUUCAAUUAAAUUGGCCUCUGAUCUUCUUUUU
This is a messenger RNA of Carica papaya (papaya), 1329 nucleotides long. It is a transcript of the gene RPL3P, whose product is annotated as ribosomal protein L3 plastid. Gene Ontology annotation, cellular component: mitochondrial large ribosomal subunit; ribosome. NCBI's taxonomy places the organism in Eukaryota, Viridiplantae, Streptophyta, Magnoliopsida, Brassicales, Caricaceae. The record is from RefSeq and is a predicted model, not a curated record. Gene Ontology annotation, molecular function: structural constituent of ribosome. Gene Ontology annotation, biological process: translation.